GCUGAUUCCAAACCUUAACUGCUGGUAUGUAGGAAGCUUGCUGACAAAGUUGCAGCUGUGGGAUACUAUGUUGUGGUUCCUGAUUUUCUUUAUGGGGAUCCUUAUAAUCCUGAAACUAUGGAGAAGCCUUUAUCAAUCUGGCUACAAUCACAUGGAGUAGACAAAGGAUUUGAAGAUGCAAAGCAGGUUGUUGCAGCUUUAAAAGAUAAAGGCAUAUCUGCAAUUGGAGCUGCAGGGUUUUGUUGGGGUGCCAAGGUGGUUGUUCAACUAGCUAAGUCUGACGACAUUCAAGCAGCAGUGUUAUUGCACCCAUCAUUUGUCACUGUGGAUGAUAUUAAGGAGGUGAAGGCACCAAUAGCUAUUUUAGGAGCUGAGAUAGAUAAAAUGUCUCCUCCUGAGCUUAUUAAGCAGUUUGAGGAGAUUUUAUCAUCAAAACCUGAGGUA
Nicotiana tabacum (common tobacco) is the source of this 444-nucleotide messenger RNA. NCBI's taxonomy places the organism in Eukaryota, Viridiplantae, Streptophyta, Magnoliopsida, Solanales, Solanaceae. The record is from RefSeq and is a predicted model, not a curated record.